GUUUGCAACAAGUCCCCCAAAUAACCUCAUUUUAACCGGUCCUUCACAUGAACCCAGUAGGCGGUGAGAGAGAAGCGUUCUACGGGAACACUUUUCCUCUCUCUCUGUCCUUUUCGUGCUAUUGCUGCUGCAGAAACUUGCUGUGCGCAAACACAUCCUUCUCAGGAGGUAAACAGUCGUAUUUGUUCAGGAGAGCCAGCAGACGUUGGGCGUUUCCACACCUGUCCGCUGAGGGGAAAGCAGCAGGAGGAGGAGGAGGAGGAGGCGGAGGAGGAAGGCAGCAUGAUCGACCUGAGUCACCUGACGGAGGAGGAGCAGGAGAUGAUAAUGAUGGUUCUGAAGAGGGACGCCGAGCUGAAGCGGGCCGAGGAGGAGAGAAUCAGAAAACUGGAGAAAGAUCUGCACACUGGGUCUCAGGAUGACGUGAAGCUGAAGUACCUGUCGGGGGAAUGGUUCUACGACGCCAAGUCUCAACGACACAGCGACAAAAUCCACGGGUCAGAGAUCAUCCUGGCGUCCAUGAAGCAAGGGAAGACGGCUAGCUUAGAUGGGUCUCUUCGACUUGAGAGAACCAAGACGCCCAGCAGCCGAGGCUCAGACGUGGUGCCUCCACCGAAACCUGCGAGGUGUUUUGAGUCAUCGCAGCCACAGCAGAAGAAUGAUGCAGAGAAAGAAAAUCGAUAUUCAACAGUCCGUUCCCCCAAAAUGCCGAGACACAACCCCUUUAAUCGUGCUUCCCUCAUUGUUUUCGAACCGCCUGAAAAUAACCUCGACACGACCUCCCGUCUGGACCGGGACACACGGGAGUCAGAGCCGGUCUCUCCUCUGAAGAAUCACCCGGCGGUGGAGUCCAGUCAGACGUCGGGGGGCUCCAUCACCUCAGAAAGCUCCUCUACAGGUUUCAGGCCCGUACCGAAGAAGAGGACGUUCCUGCCUCGACGCAGCAGCGCUCAGUUACAAAGCGGCGACCAGCAGGGGUUAAACGCCCAGGUGAGGCCUGCGGGGAUCGUUCCUGCCCCGAGACGGAGCCGCCAGCAGGGAUCCAGCGGGAGCUCCAACCAGUCUGGCCUGAAGAUUACAGGGGAAUCGCCUCAGGGAAAUGUUUAUAUUCAGGGGAUGGAUUCUGCUCCGACAUCCAAAGCAGCAGAUUCUAAUUUCCUGCAGCCGCUGGGGGCUGCAUCCCAGGUGUCCUCUAAUUCAAGUCUGGAGAGAGACAAGAGUACUGCUUCUGUACCGAGAGAGCGACCCGCUGCUUACGCCAGGACGGAUGUGUCCGCUGACAGGGAAGCAACGAAACUGUGGGUCAAAGCUCAAGAUGAUCAAAGGGAGCUUUCAGCCUUAGACAUUUUCAGCCUACCAAGCGGUAACGUUCAGGACAAAGACAACAACAGCAGCAGCGUGGGAACAUCAGGGCGACAGGAGGAGAUGAGCUUACCUCCAGACGCAGCGGAUCCAAUCACUCCAACGUCAUAUGGUCUCCACUUCAUUGACAAAUCCAAUCAGCAAACCCAGAAGUCUAAUCAGAUGAAUGUCUUCAAACUGUCCACUCAGACGUCGAGCCCAACCGGUGAAGAGGACGACUCCAUUGCAAAAGUGCUCGACUGGUUCAGUCGCAGCACCGACAGCAGCGAUUGGCUGAACUCGGAAGACACUCCCAAGACCUGUAAGAGCUUCGAUAAACAUGUAGCUGUCGGCAAACCAAGGGAGGAAGAGUCGUUUGACAGAGACACUAGUGAAAGAAAGAGGGACAGAUUUGAAACCAAUAGGAGUCCCUUAAACAGAAUCCCUAAUGAAGAUAACAGAACGGGAAUUAAGGAGAUGCUCGAUACUCACGAUCUGCAUUCGCAAGACAUUAGAGAUGUUUGUGAAGAGGGCCAGCCAAUUAAGAUUUCUCAUCUGAAAUCAUUCUGGGAGAAGAGCAACGCGGGCCCGAAGAUACUUGUCGGCAAAUCUGUGACGCCUGGUCACAAAGUUGCAAACCCUGCUCAGGUUUACACAGCUAAAGAAUCUGAUUUACACUUUGCUCCUGAGAAGUACCGUGGAAAGGAGAUCUAUGAUGCGUACACCCCAGAUUCCAGCGAUGAAAGAGAGCAGCAGUCACCAAACAGCCUUAAAAUAAAAACGGUAAACUGUAUUUACUCGGAAGCACCCGAAGAAUACAACGACUCAGCCCAUUUUAAGCUGCCGUCCAAUCCCCAAACUGCAAACAGAAGAGCUUUGGAUGGAGAGGCUUCACGUUCAAACAGACCGAACCCAUUAGAAGGCAGAGUUAUGGAUCAAGAGUUUGAGAAUGAUUCUGCAGUCCAACCAAAGCUUCAGCCAAACAGCCUUUCAGGAUCUAAACACUCGUCACUGCAAGACCUUCUGUCCAAAAGUGCUCCCGCAUCUCAGCCGAAUGCUGACCUCCCAGACAGGAUCGGCUUGGUCUCCGAAAUGCUCAGUUUGUCCAGAACCAGCUCACAUGUGGAUGAGAACGAAGAGCAACUCACCAUGAAAGCAAAGAUUUACAGAGAAUCGGUCGAAGACUCGAAGAGGCGAGACACAGAGGACAACAACUUGCACUCAGGCUCGUCUCCAAAAAGAAAAGAUGAUUCCGCCAACAAGGACAGGACCGGGAGCUCCCACGCAAACAGGCAGCCGUCACAACACCAAGACAGCACAGCGGAGAAGAUAAAGCAGCUGAAGUCCUUCUGGGAGCAGGAGCUUAACAAGCCGGUGUUUUACACCGGCAAACCUAAAGCUCCUGGGGAGGGGAGGGUCAGUCGUGGAGUCAACCAGGCAAAACUCAAUAAAAGAUUCACAAAGUCCGAGUUCGACUUGAGAUCAAUUGGAAACUAUUCAGGAAGCGACGAGGAAGGUGAUAACAAGAAUCACCAGAAUUUUACGGUCCUACCGUUGAGUAACAGGUUAGAUAAGGUGAAUCCAAGUCUUGGAACCAGUCGUGCCCAGUUUAACUUCCUGCGGGACUUCUGGGACGAGGCUACCUCUGACUCCAGGAUCUCGUUAACCUUGGACAAACCCAAAAGCCCCAAAAGGAAAGAGUCCCUCCUUCCCCACCUUUCAUCCCAGGAGAUAAAGUCCAUAGACCCUGAGCUUUGUCAAGUAAAUCCUGCUCUUGAGAAAACCAGAGGAGCUAUCAUAAAGUCGUUUCCUUCUCCUCAGACCCGCUCAAAGUCUCCACAUGAUAAACAGGUGGGAUCUGGGCCAAAGUUACAGAGUGACACCAAAAGUAACUUGCCUAGUUACAUACCAGCUGAGCAGGGGCAGCAGAAACAUGCCAAACGGAGCACAAAGGACUUCAGUCGAGAAGACAGGUCCACAAAGCCACAAAGCGGUGUAUCCAAAGAGAUCCGAUCUCCAAAAGGCAGAAAAGACAGCUUUAGCAUCUCCAGCAGCCGUGGAAGUUCCCUGCGCCGUGCAACCAGCAUGUUUGCCCUGAGUGCAGACGAAGAAAAAGCUCCGAACCGACUGAGAAUGGACAUAAGCCCAGUCCGGUCUCAGAGCAGAAAGCACAGACAGCUCGACCCAGAGUUUGUGAUCCCUCGAGCGCGGGCUUUUGUUCCCACGGACUACCGCCACUACCUGGGAAUGACGGACAAUACCAGCGUUCACACCACGCUCGCACCGGCGCCAAACGACGAGGCCCCAGACGUCAAGUCCGGUUACAAUCUUGAUCUGAGCGGGCCGGUGAGGGCCAGCACGCCGGUGGGCUCAGAGGAGCGCCACGGCAGGAGGACAAACAAGACGAGCCAGCGGCCGGUGUGGGCGAACUACAGCAGCUCGGACACAGGCCCGGAGUCGUCUGUCAGCAGUACGUCAGAGACAUGGUCCAACACGAGGAACAGCUCAAAUCGAGCGAAUGAUGAAGACGGGGAAAACCCAGUGAGGAAGGCGCUGCGGCGAGCAGAGGCACGGCCUAAAAAUCUGGCUAAAAGCAUGGAGGACAUCACUGCGUCUGCAGCACCACGACAAGAAAGGAGAGCCGACCCAGCCGCUGAUCUCAAGCGCAGCAGUGAAGUUUCAGCCACCUCUUCGCCUUCCUCCUCCUCUUUUUCGGAUCCGGACCACUUAAAGAAGAUGAGCAAAUCGGUUCCCUCGUUUUUACAGAAGGAGGACCAUGGCACUGACACUGACUCCUCUGAGCGCAGUAACCCUCUAGGAAGACUAACAGCAGGCAGCUCAGUGACUGUUCUGAGCAGCUCCUCUGGCAUGACGUCUGUUUCCUCUCUGAGUGGAAGCGUGAUGACGAUGUACAGCGGGGAUUUUGUCGAGGUUCAGGGAACCAUCCAGUUCUCCAUCAACUACGUCCAAAAGCUCCGGGAGUUUCACAUCUUUGUGGCCGAGUGCCGCGACCUGGCUGCUGUCGAUCCGAAGAGGAAUCGCUCUGAUCCGUAUGUCAAAAGUUACCUGGUUCCUGACAAAGCAAAUCUUGGGAAAAGGAAAACAUCUGUAAAGAAAAAGACACUGAAUCCGACUUUCAACGAGAUCCUCAGAUAUCGUGUUCGCAUGGAGUACCUCAGGACCCAGAUGCUCAUUCUUUCUGUUUGGCAUCAUGACACCUUUGGCAAAAACAGCUUCCUGGGGGAGGUAGAUGUGGACCUCUCCAAGUGGGACUUUGACCACACCCAGAUGAAUUACUUAGCGCUAAAAGCUAGGGCGCUACCUCCGGUGGCACCGUUAAAUGGGCGAGGAGAGAUGAGACUGGCAGUACGCUACCUGCCCCAGAUCACCCACAGUGAAGGUUUGACAAAAGAUGUUUCCAACACUGGAGAGAUUCAUAUUUGGGUGAAAGAAUGCAAGAACCUGCCUUUGGUCAGAGCCACCAUCGACCCUUGUGUUAAGUGCUUUGUGCUGCCGGACACGAGCAGGAAGAGCCGGCAGAAGACCCGUGUUCUGCGUCGGACUGCAGACCCGGUGUUUAACCACACCAUGGUGUAUGAUGGCAUCAGUGAAGCCGAUCUAAUGGAGGCCUGUGUGGAGCUCACUGUAUGGGACCGAGACAGGCUCGCAAGCAGCCUGCUGGGAGGGCUGAGGCUUGGAGCAGGAACAGGAAGGAGCUAUGGAGCACUGGUGGACUGGAUGGAUUCUGGCCCAUAUGAGGUGGCGCUCUGGGACCGCAUGAUCGCCUCUCCCAGUGAAUGGGUGGAGGACGUGCUGCCGCUGAGAAUGUUAAAUUCUGCUAGAACAGCUCUAAAAUAAAGACGGCCAACUGCUAUAGGAAGUAUUUAUUUGUAUUGAGAAAAUUACGGUUAAAUUAUUGUUUUAAGCUCAGUCAGUGAAACAGUAUCAGGAACGUUAUUACUAGGUUUGAAAGGUUUGAGUGUAUGAUGCAGAAAAAUCAAACAUUUAAUAAAAAGAGUGUUAAUGCAAUUUAGAAGCAAAUAGUUUUGGACACUGCUGUAAGUUUUCAGUGACUUUAUAUUAAAGAGCUUUCUAUUGCAUUUUUAUCGCAGCACUUUUAAGCUUUGGUUGUGAGAUUUAGAUCUCGCAGCUGCACGUUGUGCCAAAAAAACAAACAAACAACAAACUCAAAUAUGAUUUAAAUAAAAUACACUGGGUAAUGCAUUUUGAAAACUUGUAAUGGGACAGCUUAAUUUUGUGAAUUUUGUUACACAUGUCCUGCUUUGAGUCAUGAAAUUCAGGGAAGUCAUAUAUACAAAUUCAACAUCUGCAUCAUUUUACUUGUAUAAAAUGCUACCAUACUACCACAUCCUGCUGUCUGGCACCUUUAAAAUGCUUUUUUUCCCCCAGCUUACAUUUAUAUUUGUCAUCUUGUGCAAAAUGAAACAGCCAAUAGAUCUUACUCUGUGUCCUUGUUGUGUUGCAUUAAAACUUUCAUUACAUCGGCUGUGACUCAUAAACAAUCUCAGAUCAGUGUUUCUUUUGACUGAAGAUGUCCCAAUCCAAACAACAAUGAAGCAUUUUAGAUACCGCAGCCCCUGGAGAAACCUUUUAAAGGACCCCGGAGAUGCCUUAACCUUUAGAUGAUUUCAGCUAACAGCUUUUUGCAACUAAAAUUCAAUUAAAUGUAUUUCAGAAAUGCAUCGACAGUGUGUUUUGUGAUAUUCUGCUUGUA
Messenger RNA from Fundulus heteroclitus (mummichog), 6076 nucleotides. It is a transcript of the gene sytl2b, whose product is annotated as synaptotagmin-like 2b. Gene Ontology annotation, biological process: exocytosis; intracellular protein transport. The record is from RefSeq and is a predicted model, not a curated record. Gene Ontology annotation, molecular function: small GTPase binding; neurexin family protein binding. The coding region runs from base 283 to 5199 and encodes 1638 amino acids. Lineage: Eukaryota; Metazoa; Chordata; Actinopteri; Cyprinodontiformes; Fundulidae. The transcript has 19 exons. Gene Ontology annotation, cellular component: exocytic vesicle; plasma membrane.